Molecule: messenger RNA, 1174 nt
Organism: Aureococcus anophagefferens
Lineage: Eukaryota; Pelagophyceae; Pelagomonadales; Pelagomonadaceae
Exons: 4
Biological process (GO): protein folding
Cellular component (GO): endoplasmic reticulum
Molecular function (GO): protein disulfide isomerase activity
Source: RefSeq, a predicted model, not a curated record
GCUUUACCAAAAUUUGUCGAAUAAGGCGUAGGCGAUGUCUGGGCUAAAAAUGGUGGAUUUCUUCCGCAAGAUUCCGGCAGAUCUCACUGAAGCAACGAUGGUUGGAGCCACGCUAUCGAUAACAGCUGGCGUGUUCAUGGCGAUUCUCUUCCUGGUUGAGCUCUGGGCCUUUUUGUCCACAACUAUUGAAACCGGCGUAAUGCUCGACACCAAUGCCGAAACAUUGUUGCGAAUCAAUUUCAACGUCACGAUGCUAGAUCUGCAGUGCGAUUACGCCGCAGUAGAUGUUGUUGAUGUUCUGGGCACCAACUCGAUGAAUGUAACAAAAAAUGUAGAAAAGUGGCAAUUGGAUGAGACGGGUAAGAGAAUGAUAUUUCAAGGUAGGAACCGUGAACAGAAGGCAAUUCAACACGACGCGCACGAUACGGAGUAUCGUGCCUAGUACUAAAGUCGGUUCGACUUGAACUAUAAUAGACUGUAAAUAAUAUCUGCAAUGAAGCCAACUUUGACAUGUAUCUCUCCGAAAAUCCGUACGUCUUCGUCAACUUCUUGGCUCCUUGGUGCAUCUGGUGCCAGCGGCUCGAGCCAACAUGGGAAGCCACGGCCGAGGAAGUAGAAAGACUGAACGAAAAUGAAAACGAGUCCAUUGAUGUAGAUAUAGUCAAAGUGGAUUGCGUGGCGAACCGCAACCUUUGUGGUACACAACGCAUUCAAGCUUUCCCUACACUCCGAUUCUUCAAGGAUUCUCAGCAGUACGGCAUUGACUAUAAACAGGAUCGCACCGUCUCUGCUAUGAUAGACUUUCUAAAACAGAAGGUGGAACUUGAGAAGACGAUGGAAGAUUGGCAUCCUCGUCGCAAACAGCGCAUGCUUGAAAUCAAAGAACAUCCCGGUUGCAUGGUUUCAGGCCACGUGCUUGUAAAUAGGGUCCCUGGUAAUUUUCAUAUUGAGGCCCGCUCCCUCCAUCAUAACCUCAAUGCGGCCAUGACAAAUCUAUCUCAUAUUGUUAAUCACUUAAGUUUCGGGACCCCCCUUGCUAGGGAUUUGCAGAGGAAGGUAUCCAAAUACCCACAAUUUCAGUCCGCCCAUCCACUGGACGGUGGUAGCUUUAUCAACAGGGACUAUCACCAGGCGCACCAUCAUUAUUCAAAGGUUGUCUCCACGCACUUCGAGG